CUCAACCCAGGCAGUUGUGGCGGAAACGUCUCCGUUUCCCAACCAACCAACUGCCAGCCGCAAAGUCGUCGAAGUUCGAUCCAUGGCGACGGCGUCGCGGCUGCUGCUGCCCUCGCCCCCUCCAGCUGCCCCAACAUGUCGCUAUCCCACCCUCCUUACUGUCCCUCGCAGUUGCCGCCUCGCCAUCCCGACCUUCCGCUGCCGCGCCACCGCCGCGGCGGCCGUUGACGCUGCUGCGCCGCUGCUGCUAGAGGAGCGCGCCGGCGCGGUGGCCGUCCGAGAGUUUGUCACGCUCGACGAGCUCCGCGCAGCUGUGCGCCUCCGCGUUCGCACCUUCUACGAGUACUCUCGCGACACAGUCGGAGCCGAGGAUCACAGAAAAGGUUUGGCAGAAAGGGAGUAUGAAGCAUUACAAAAUCGGAUUUCUGGGAAUAUGAUUAACUUUCAGAGAGUCGCUUGUAUAAAUGGGACAGUACCACUGCUGCCAUCAUUGAUGUCAGCCGAGGAGCUUUGUUCAGCAUGCAAGUUUGUUGAAGAUGGGGAAGAGAGAAUAGUAGUUGGUAGUUUAGACCUGAAUCAGUGCCUCUGGUUACCAGAUGAACUGACCGGAAAGAGGCCAGGGGUAAAUGAAUCCAGCCAUACACGGGCAUAUCUAAGUAAUGUCUGUGUUGCCAAGGAGCUCCAAAGGAACGGGCUGGGCUAUGCACUGGUUGACAAGUCUAAGAAACUUGCUCGUGAAUGGGGCAUAACAGACUUGUAUGUUCAUGUGGCCAUCAACAACGAAGCAGCGCAAAAACUGUACAUGAAGAGUGGAUUUGUGUACGAAAGUGAGGAGCCUGCUCAGCAGGCUAGACAUCUUGGGCGCCCUCGAAGGCUUCUUCUUUGGCUUGAUAUGAAGAAUGAGCCCUUGUGAACUGACGUGUAAAUACAUUUAAUUCAUAGCGUAUAUAUAUUGCUGUGAUAAUAAUUUUGUCCUCCCUAAUUACAGUAGCCCCCUUUUUUUCUUUUGGGGGAAAUGAAUACAAUUCCAAGUACUUAAAUUAAGGUUCCCUCAGCAUACUUUUUACUA
Molecule: messenger RNA, 1069 nt
Organism: Lolium rigidum
Lineage: Eukaryota; Viridiplantae; Streptophyta; Magnoliopsida; Poales; Poaceae
Exons: 5
Coding region: 83-913 (276 amino acids)
Cellular component (GO): chloroplast
Molecular function (GO): acyltransferase activity, transferring groups other than amino-acyl groups
Source: RefSeq, a predicted model, not a curated record